Messenger RNA from Phytophthora nicotianae INRA-310, 2937 nucleotides. RefSeq lists its product as hypothetical. Gene Ontology annotation, biological process: pyruvate metabolic process; malate metabolic process. Gene Ontology annotation, molecular function: malate dehydrogenase (decarboxylating) (NAD+) activity; NAD binding. The record is from RefSeq and is a predicted model, not a curated record. The transcript has 3 exons. The coding region runs from base 110 to 1978 and encodes 622 amino acids. Gene Ontology annotation, cellular component: mitochondrion. Lineage: Eukaryota; Oomycota; Peronosporomycetes; Peronosporales; Peronosporaceae.
AGUCAAUUUGUGUGCAGCACAGCAAUCAGUGUCAGCUCGUGUGGCUGCUUGGUUAUUCGACAAUUCGCUCCCAAGCACCAAGCACCACUUUUCCUACACCCUUUGCACAAUGCUGGCGCGCCAGAUACGCUCCCAGAAGCGCUCGCUGCAGCAUGCGGCGGCCGCUGUGCCACGUGCUUCCACUGCGCUGCAGACGCGCUUCCUAUCGGCGCCCAUCUCCACUGAGGACCACGAGGAGGACGAGGAGGCCAUGAACUUCGGCGAACCCACAGGCUCUGAACAUGACACGCUCGACACGUACUUAACGACGCUCAAGAAGUACAACCCGCCCAUCAAGACGGGCUUAAAGGGUCUCAACAUCAUCCACGACCCGCUCUACAACAAGGGCACAGGCUUCCCUCACGUCGAGCGAGACCGUCUCGGUCUGCGUGGCCUGGUGCCGCCGCGUCGCCUGACGGUGGAGGCGCAGCUUACCAAGCUGUACGACACCUUCUGCCAGGAGAAGGACCCACUCAGCAAGAGCCGCUUCCUCACAGACCUGCACGACCGUAACGAGACGCUCUUCUUCCGUCUUCUGAUCAAGCACAUGAAAGAAAUGGCUCCCAUCGUGUACACCCCGACCGUCGGUGUUGUGUGCCAGAAGUUCGGUCACCUGUUCCGUCGCCCGCGUGGUAUGUUCUUCAGCACGCGUGAUCGCAGUCAGUUCGGCGCUAUGGUGCACAACUGGCCGUGCGACGACGUGGAGGUGAUCGUGGUCACGGACGGUAGCCGUAUCCUUGGUCUUGGUGACCUUGGCGCCAACGGUAUGGGUAUCCCUAUCGGAAAGCUGGCACUUUACACGGCUGCUGGUGGCAUUGACCCGCGCAAGGUCCUCCCGGUGAUGCUGGACACGGGAACCAACAACAAGAAGCUCCUCGAGGACCCGUACUACCUCGGUGUACAGCAGCCGCGUCUCACCGGUGAAGCCUUUUGGUCUAUGGUGGACGAGUUCAUGCGUGCUGUGCGUCACCGCUGGCCCAAGGUGCUCGUGCAGUUCGAGGAUUUCUCAAGCGAACACGCUGCUGAUGUGCUGAACGCGUACCGUCUGAAGCAGCUCUGCUUUAAUGAUGACAUCCAAGGCACGGGUGCCACGGUUCUGGCUGGCGCUCUGAGCGCAUGUGAGCGAGUUAACAUUCCGCUCAAGGACCAGCGCAUUGUAAUUCUAGGCGCUGGUAGUGCUGGUCUGGGCGUGGCCACCACGUUGCUCCAGGGCAUGCUACGUGAAGGUAUGACGACCGAGGAGGCUCGUGAGCGCUUUUACAUCCUCGACCAGCACGGACUACUGGGCGAAUCUCGCGAGUCUCUGAACUCGGGCCAACAGUUCUUCUCGCGCAAGGAUAUCGCUGACAAGACGAGUCUUGUGGACGUGAUCAAGCAGGUGAAGCCCACGAUGCUGAUGGGCCUGAGUGCUGCUGCCGGUGCCUUCACUAAGGAGGCUGUGGAAGAGAUGGCCAAGCACGCAGAGCACCCGAUUGUCUUCCCGCUGUCGAACCCCACGUCAGUGGCCGAGUGUACGGCUGAGCAGGCCUACGAGUGGACCAAGGGCAAGUGCGUGUUCGCCAGUGGCAGUCCGUUCGAGCCCGUCAUGUACAACGGCACGCAAUACAACAUUAGCCAGUGCAACAACAUGUUCAUCUUCCCAGGUGUGGGUCUCGCAUCGUCGGUGAUCCAGGCCACCCGCGUGACGGACGGCAUGCUCUACGCGGCUGCCAAGGCGCUGUCGCAGUGCAUGACUCCGGAGGAGAUUGCGAACGGCCAGGUGUUCCCGUCCGUGGAGAACAUCCGUGAUGUGUCGCUCAAGGUGGCUACUGCGGUCUGUGAGACUGCUAUUGAGGAAGACGUUGCCGGUUUCCGGCCGACGAUUCGCCGCGGCGGAACUCUGGAGGACUUUGUCGCUUCCAAGAUGUACUACCCAACGUACCACGCGCUGGUCGAGUAAGCGACCUAGGAGUAGCGCAUGCUUGGCUGAUGGAGAUACGAGUUUUUGAUAGUGCAUGAAAGCAACAGCUCGACGUCGACAGAACUCCACGUAUGCAUGCUCUGAAGCCAGCAGAGAAGUGCUGAAGUAAAUGUACACACACCUUCUAAUGGGUCACUAGGGCCCCACUUCAUUAAAGUAGGAGCAGCGCAAAAACCCAUUGAACUACUCUCCGUUCUCGUGCUGCUGGUAACGCCUCAGUGACGACACUGACGAACGGUAUAUUGCUCCGGGGCAAACUGCGAGGUGAUCGUAGUUGGGGCCUCAUCGACAAGGUUGCAUUGCAGCAAUAACGAAGCCAGGGAAUGAUUUGUAGCUUCAUUUUGCAACCAGCUCACCUGUUGCUAGGUGUGUUUGGAGCUAUCAGCGCAAAUUUCGACACAAGCACGUCGAAGAUAUCACCGUCGUCGUCGUCGCCCGUCUUGCGCACAGCGUGCAGACAGCCAGUAACGGAGCCUCGUGGGGCGUCGAUGUCUACUCCGCUGGCGUACUCGAACGUCUGACCCGGCGACAGUAGAGGUGUAGCGCCCACGAUUCCAGGUGAAUUCCGUGGAAGCGCGAUCCUUUGGCCCUUCUCGCUCUCGAACGUGUAUUGGCGUCCCAGUAUCUGAAUCGAGCACCCCUCAUCUAGAAUACACAAACGAACGUGUGAACAUGCGUAGUCUCAUGGAGCAGCAAUUGACACGAUUAGAAGAUCCUUACUUUGGUUAGUGAUGGUAACCCGGUACGUGAAGCGGUAGGUGUUCGAGGCUGGGUUGCUGUGGCUCUGCACAUACUUACUCGAUGCCUCGAUGCGGAUACCGUCUGUCACAGUCACUGUAAACAUCAAACAACAAGCAAUUGCCUAUCAGGAACCCACAACCAUCCCACUCAAUUAUGAUCAAACGUACCGCUGGAGCACUGAGCUAACAAAAGUUGGU